GAGAAAACACCAAAUCGUCUUCCGAUCUUUAUCGCCACCGAAAACCGAGAAAAAACCAUGUCGGAGCCGUACAAGAGUGCGAAAUCCGGCAGGUUGAUCUUCAAGGGCGGUGAUCUCGCCGCCGUGAAAUCCAUCGACAAGAAGAAGAAGAAGAAGAAGUCGAAGAAGCACGAGGACGGUGAUGCCGGCGAGGAGAAGAACGUCCAGAGCUUUAACGAUGGCGGCGUUGUCGCUGAAGGUGGCCCUUCCGAUCUUUACACCAUCGACGCUGCGAAGAAGAUGAAGUAUGAGGAGUUGUUCCCCGUUGAGACCAUGAAGUUUGGGUACGACCCCGCCAACAAAUCUCGCUCUGGCGCUCGAUCCGUUGAGGAGGCUCUUGAUGAUCGUGUUAAGAAGAAGGCUGAUCGAUACUGCAAGUGAUCAGUGAUCCACUUCUAGGGCAUGACGCUGCAAAUUAUUGCCGACUGGAAUGUUCAUUCUCUGGCCAGACUAAAUGAAGCAACGGUGAUCUCGACUUUGGACUUGUGAGUUAUUUAUGCAGAGAUGCCUCUACUGUUAUUUCUACCUCUUCUUCUACAUAGACUGAGUCAAAAGCUGUAGUUUUAUAUGUUGACAACUGAGAUUGAUGACAUUAAUCUGCUCUCAAAUUUCUGUAUGAUAAACAUAAAUACAAAUUUGAUUGAACGUUCAUAGUGUU
Messenger RNA from Dioscorea cayenensis subsp. rotundata (Guinea yam), 697 nucleotides. RefSeq lists its product as uncharacterized. The transcript is spliced from 2 exons. The coding region runs from base 58 to 420 and encodes 120 amino acids. NCBI's taxonomy places the organism in Eukaryota, Viridiplantae, Streptophyta, Magnoliopsida, Dioscoreales, Dioscoreaceae. The record is from RefSeq and is a predicted model, not a curated record.